AUGAAACUAUCCACGUUGCUCACUGUUCUAAUAACUCACUUGGUUACCUUACAGGUAGUUGUUCAAGGUAUUAAUCUAAAUGCAACGAAAUUGACAUCACAAAAUGAUACUGUUCAUUUACAAGCAUUUCAAAACGUUAUCCCACACUAUAACGGCAUGCUAUCAAAUGAUUUAAAUAAUAGCAAUGCAAAUAUUAUCGGUAUGGAAAGGUUAAAGAAAACUCCAUUUCCCCCUUGGCUAACUGAAUUUACAGGUAUCACAGAAUGGCCAGGUUUAAACCCUCCAUAUAUACCUUUAGAUUUCAUAGAUAUGGCUAAAAUUCCAAAUUAUGCUACUUAUCAACAAGGUAAUUGUGACGCAAAUCCAAGAGAAGCUUGUUCCUUCGAUUGUGAUUACUGCGUAGAACCUGACGAUGUCCAUACUUGCUAUAAAUUAUCUCAAACGUUUGAUGAUGGUCCUUCUCCUGCAACCGAAAGAUUGCUUCAGCAUUUAAGACAUAGAACUACUUUCUUCAAUCUAGGUAUAAACAUUGUUCAUUACCCAGAUAUUUACAAAAAAAUGAUAGACAAGGGACAUCUAGUAGGUACUCAUACUUGGUCUCAUGAAUAUUUACCAAGCUUAUCAAAUGAACAAAUUAUUGCUCAAAUAGAGUGGUCAGUUUGGGCAAUGAAUGCCACUGGUAACCAUUUCCCAAAAUGGUUCAGACCACCAUAUGGAGGAAUAGAUAAUAGAGUGAGAUCCAUUACAAGAAUGUUCGGCUUACAGGCUGUAUUGUGGGAUCACGAUACCUUUGAUUGGAAAUUAGUUGCUAAUGAUCCAUCUCAAAGUGAAGGUCAAAUUUACAGAAACGUUAUGGAUUGGAUGAAAACUGGAAGAGGUUUAAUUUUGGAACAUGAUGGUGCUGAAAGGACAGUCGAUGUUGCAAUUAACGUAUAUGAUAUCAUUGGUAGAGAUCAAUUAACCGUCGCCGAAUGUGUGGGUGGUGCAGAUUACAUCAGAAAAUUUGAUUAUAACGGUGAAUUGUAG
Molecule: messenger RNA, 1026 nt
Organism: Vanderwaltozyma polyspora DSM 70294
Lineage: Eukaryota; Fungi; Ascomycota; Saccharomycetes; Saccharomycetales; Saccharomycetaceae
Gene: CDA2
Product: chitin deacetylase CDA2
Exons: 1
Coding region: 1-1026 (341 amino acids)
Biological process (GO): carbohydrate metabolic process; ascospore wall assembly
Cellular component (GO): prospore membrane
Molecular function (GO): chitin deacetylase activity
Source: RefSeq, a predicted model, not a curated record